UAGACGCUCUUUAGAGGCGGAGCUGCUGCAAGGAGCAAAUCCCGGAAGAUCCGUCUGCAGAACUCAUUCUCCUGUGAAUCUCUGCUGUUCAUCUUCUUCUACUCGACCAAUCCUCAUUUAUCAAUCCCUGCAAAAAUGCGCGAAAUUGUGCAUUUGCAAGCCGGUCAGUGCGGAAACCAGAUCGGAGCCAAGUUCUGGGAGGUGAUCAGUGACGAGCACGGCAUCGAUCCCACCGGUGCCUACCAUGGAGACAGCGAUCUGCAGCUAGACAGGAUCAGCGUCUAUUACACUGAGGCCUCAGGUGGGAAGUAUGUUCCCCGAGCCAUCCUGGUGGAUCUGGAGCCCGGUACGAUGGACUCAGUCAGGUCCGGUCCCUUCGGGCAGAUCUUCAGACCCGACAACUUUGUCUUUGGUCAGAGCGGCGCUGGAAACAACUGGGCUAAGGGUCACUACACGGAGGGAGCCGAGCUGGUGGACUCCGUCAUGGACGUCGUGAGGAAAGAGGCCGAGAGCUGCGACUGCCUCCAGGGCUUCCAGCUCACUCACUCCCUGGGUGGCGGCACCGGCUCCGGCAUGGGCACCCUGCUCAUCAGCAAGAUCCGCGAGGAGUACCCCGACCGCAUCAUGAACACCUUCAGCGUGGUGCCUUCUCCCAAGGUGUCGGACACGGUGGUGGAGCCCUACAACGCCACGCUGUCAGUCCACCAGCUGGUGGAGAACACAGAUGAGACCUACUGCAUUGACAAUGAAGCUCUCUACGAUAUCUGCUUCCGCACACUUAAACUCACCACCCCCACCUACGGAGACCUCAACCACUUGGUGUCCGCCACCAUGAGCGGGGUGACCACGUGCCUGCGUUUCCCCGGCCAGCUCAACGCCGACCUCCGUAAACUAGCCGUCAACAUGGUGCCCUUCCCCCGUCUGCACUUCUUCAUGCCCGGCUUCGCCCCCCUCACCAGCCGAGGCAGCCAGCAGUACCGCGCCCUGUCCGUGCCCGAGCUCACCCAGCAGAUGUUCGACAGCAAGAACAUGAUGGCCGCCUGCGACCCGCGCCACGGCCGCUACCUCACCGUGGCCGCCGUGUUCAGGGGCCGCAUGUCCAUGAAGGAGGUGGACGAGCAGAUGUUGAACGUGCAGAACAAGAACAGCAGCUACUUCGUCGAGUGGAUCCCGAACAACGUGAAGACCGCCGUCUGCGACAUCCCGCCCCGUGGCCUCAAGAUGGCCGCCACUUUUAUCGGCAACAGCACGGCCAUCCAGGAGCUGUUCAAGCGCAUCUCCGAGCAGUUCACCGCCAUGUUCCGCCGCAAAGCCUUCCUCCACUGGUACACCGGCGAGGGCAUGGACGAGAUGGAGUUCACAGAGGCAGAGAGCAACAUGAACGACCUGGUGUCCGAGUACCAGCAGUACCAGGACGCCACCACCGAGGAGGGCGAGUUUGAGGAAGAGGGAGAGGAGGAAGUCGCCUAAAACCUCGACCUACCCAGCCGCCAUUUUACCUCACCCAUCCCCCAACUCUUCCAUCCCGCUCCAUCAUCUGCCACUCUGAACAUCACUCGCUCUGGUGUUAGACAUUGAUGUGUGCUUAUACUAGUGACGUUCUUGGUUUAAAUGUUUUUGUAUGUUGUUAAUGCACUGAAUUAUGGCCAUCCUUACAUCCGUCCUGUCACUGCCUCGAGGAAUUCAAAAGCAAGUGAAUUUAACUGUGAAGCCUUGAAAUUAAAGGGUGAAUAAAAUCUGAUUAAAAGGCCA
Molecule: messenger RNA, 1752 nt
Organism: Sebastes umbrosus (honeycomb rockfish)
Lineage: Eukaryota; Metazoa; Chordata; Actinopteri; Perciformes; Sebastidae
Gene: tubb4bl
Product: tubulin, beta 4B class IVb-like
Exons: 4
Coding region: 136-1470 (444 amino acids)
Biological process (GO): microtubule cytoskeleton organization; mitotic cell cycle
Cellular component (GO): microtubule; cytoplasm
Molecular function (GO): GTPase activity; structural constituent of cytoskeleton; GTP binding
Source: RefSeq, a predicted model, not a curated record